AUGUUCAGUGUAGUCACGACCUACCUCAUCAUCAUAAGAUACAUUCAGAUCCUCGAGGGGAGGAUACAGGCUCUGGAGGAAUGCAUUGAAAAGUUGCGGCGCGACGCAAAUAAAGAAUCUUGUACCACAUCUCCAGAUACUAAUCCUUCACCUACUGCAACUCAGGGGCCAGAUGCCGCUCUAAGCUGUUUAUACGCACAAGACCCACAAAUUCAGUCUGUUCCCUUUGAUAACGGUGUUUCCUCGGCCACAUUGGCAGAGGAAACUGAAAUUCCUGAAACUGGUGACCUUGCUCAUGUUGCACUUGCUCAAGACAUGACGAAAUUAUCCAUGAGUCCAGGAAGUACAGAUCGAUUUUUUGGACAAGCCAGUGUUUUCAUGUUCGCCAGGGAUGUAUACAUUGUCAGAGAGUCUGUCACUGGAGAUAACGCAGGCCUAGAUCCUAAACAACAUCGUAGACUCACUUUUUGGGACACUAGGCCUUGGGAGGUAUCUUUUGUCACUGCGUCGGAAGAACAUUAUGUUUAUCCUGAGGAAGACUUGUUGCUUAACCUUGUGGAACUUUACUUCGAGAAAACAAAUAGCAUGAUCCCGGUUCUUCAUCGGCCAACUUUUAUGAAAUCUCUAUGUCUUCGACAGCACCAUUGGGAUCCAUCAUUUGGAAUGAUAGUUCUUUUGGUUUGUGCGCUUGGUUCGAAGUACUCACAGGACCCACGCGUAAAUGAACCUGACGAUUCCUCUGGGCUAUCAUCUGGCUGGAAAUACUUCAGUCAAGUUCCUAUACAUCGGAAAGUCAUGCUAGUAAAGACGACUGUUUAUGACUUACAAUAUUUCAGUCUUGCUGCACAAUACCUUAUGAGCACAUCAAUGCCACAAGCGUCUUGGGACGUCUUAGGAAUCGGCUUACGAUACGCUCUGGAGCAGGGUGCACACCGUCGUAAAGGUCAAAAUCAAACACGCUCCGCCGAAAACGAAUUGCGAAAGAGAGCCUUCUGGUUUGGGGCCAUAGUCUGCCUUGAUCGAAUUGGAAGCUCAUUUCUAGGUCGCCCGUGUGCUUUCCCCCAUGAAACAUUUGAUGUUGAGUAUCCCGUGGAAUGCGAUGAUGAAUAUUGGGAGACGGACGAUCCAGCGCUGGCAUUCCAACAGCCAGCAGGAAAGCCAUGUUCUAUCACCGGUUUCGUUUGUUUGAUCAAACUAUGUGAAAUCCUUGGGUUUGUACUUCGAACCCUGUAUUCCAAUAAAAAAUCGAGGCUUCUUUCGGGCUUCGUUGGUAAUGAUUGGGAGGGACGCAUGGUUGCUGCUUUAGAUUCGGCCAUGAACGAAUGGAAAGAUUCCCUCCCUGACUACCUACAUUGGGACCCUGACAGGCCGAAUUCUCUUUUCUUUCAUCAGUCAGUAAACCUGCACGCGACGUACUACUAUGUACAAAUGCAGAUGCAUCGUCAGUUCUUAACCAAGAAAAAUUCAAUUACUUUCACUUCAUUGGCUAUGUGCUCGAAUGCUGCAAGAGCAUGUGCCCGUGUUUUAGAGGCAGGAAUGACUAGGGGUCUUCGUGUGCUGCCGAACACGAUGAUUGCCGCCUUUACUGCGGGAGUGCUCAUGGUACUCGCUUUCUACGGUGGUCAAUGUGCAGAAACUGAAUACAUUAGCAAUCCCGAAGAGGAAAAAAGCAUCUACAACAAGUGUGUUAAUGUUCUCAAGGAGUGUGAAAGAAGGUGGCACCCAGCAGGCCGACUGCGUGAUAUAUUGAAUGAGGUUGGCACUUUGAAUCAAUAUUUCCCCGUUCCCGCAGCUUCGAAUCGGAAGCGCCGUCGUCACUUAUUUGAUGCAGAAUUCUCAGCACAGCCAUCUAUCUCUUCAGCUGGGACUUCAAAUCAUCCGCAGCACGUCACUCCGGAUACCUCAUCGUCAACGUCGACUUGUAGUGAAGAAAUGCUACCAUAUGAUUCGGACCUUCAAAACUUGAUGCUUGCUGAAAUGGGUUAUGUACCAGGAGACUUCAAGGAAGGUGUGCAAGACUGCGCAGACUUGAAUAGCGAUACAACCGACAACUCAUGCAACAUUCCACCUUCUGAUGAUUUGACGCUGGGAGCAGACAUGUUUGGGAUGUGGUUGGAGCUAGUCUCUGCAUCAAGCAAGUAUGGCUUGUUCCCUUAA
Messenger RNA from Psilocybe cubensis, 2157 nucleotides. RefSeq names its product putative transcriptional regulatory protein. Lineage: Eukaryota; Fungi; Basidiomycota; Agaricomycetes; Agaricales; Agrocybaceae. Gene Ontology annotation, biological process: DNA-templated transcription. Bases 1 to 2157 code for a protein of 718 amino acids. The transcript has 12 exons. Gene Ontology annotation, molecular function: DNA binding; zinc ion binding. The record is from RefSeq and is a predicted model, not a curated record.